Molecule: messenger RNA, 1824 nt
Organism: Pyricularia oryzae 70-15
Lineage: Eukaryota; Fungi; Ascomycota; Sordariomycetes; Magnaporthales; Pyriculariaceae
Product: flavohemoglobin
Exons: 1
Coding region: 150-1493 (447 amino acids)
Biological process (GO): nitric oxide catabolic process; cellular response to nitrosative stress
Cellular component (GO): intracellular anatomical structure
Molecular function (GO): nitric oxide dioxygenase [NAD(P)H] activity; oxygen binding; FAD binding
Source: RefSeq, a predicted model, not a curated record
UACUGGGGAUGUCCCCAGUAUUGAGACGACAUCGGCCUGUCAUGAGGAUAUCAUCAUAGUCACCGAUAAAAGCUACAAAGCUACGCCGAAACUCAAACUCACCGUACCUUGAUUUCGAUUUUCCUUUAUCACAUACAACAAAAGAAACCAUGUCGGCAGUCAGGGACAAGCAACAACCAGACGCCGCCCCAGCAGCCGCAGCAGCCGGGAACAAGCCAGCCCCCUCGAUAACGCCCGAGCAGGUUGCCGUCGUCAAGUCCACGGCACCGGUGCUCAAGGAGCACGGCGUGACCAUCACUACCGUGUUUUACAAAAACAUGAUCGACGCGCACCCGGAGCUGCACAACGUCUUCAGCACCACCAGCCAGGCGACGGGGGCGCAGCCGCGGGCCCUGGCCAGCGCCGUGCUCGCCUACGCCACCCACAUCGACGACCUGGCAAGGCUCUCGCACGCCGUCAGCCGCAUCGCCCACAAGCACGUGUCGCUGCACAUCACGCCGGACCAGUACGACAUUGUCGGCAAGUACCUGAUCGAGGCCAUCGGGCAGGUGCUGGGGGACGCCGCCACGCCCGAAAUCGUCGCCGCGUGGAUCGCCGCGUACGGCGUCCUCGCCGACGUCUUCAUCGGCGUCGAGGGCAAAAUGUACCAGGAGCACAGCGACUGGCUGGGUUUCCGCAAGUUCAGGGUCCUGCGCAAGGAGGCCGAGGCCGAGUCCAUCACCUCCUUCUACCUGGCGCCCUCGGACGGCAAGACGCCGCUCCCGCGGUUCCUGCCGGGCCAGUACGUGAGCGUGCAGCUCUUCGUCCCGGAGCUGGGGUACCUGCAGAGCCGGCAGUACAGCCUGAGCGAGGGGUACCGCAAGGGCGGCGAGCACUACAGGAUCAGCGUCAAGCGCGAGGAGGGCGUCGAGGUCGGCGCGCCCGGCAUCAUCAGCAACAUGCUGCACGACAAGAUCAGCGUCGGCGACGAGGUCGAGGUCUCGCACCCGCAGGGCGAGUUCUUUGUCGACCCGGCCGACGCGACCAAGGCUGGCGCGCCGCUCGUCCUGCUGUCGGCCGGCGUCGGCGCCACCCCGCUGCUCUCCAUCCUCGAGAGCGUGACCGUGGCCGACGGCGGCGUCCCGGCCCCGGCGGCCACCAGGCCCGUGUCGUGGAUCCACGCAUCGCGCUCCCGCGCCCAGCGGCCGUUUGAGACGCGCGUGGCCGAGAUCCAAAAGACGGUGGGCGAGGAGCGGCUGCGGAGCAGGCUGUUCCUGGGCAAGAUCGACGCGGAAAAGGACGUCGCCAACCAGCACUUUCACUUUGGCGGCGGCAGGAUGGACCUCGACAAGCUGGACGCGGACAGGGACCUGCACACCUCGGACGCCAGGGCCGAGUACUACCUCUGCGGGCCCGAGGCCUGGAUGCUGGACACGAGGGAGAAGCUGGAGCAGAUGGGCGUGGCGCACGAGAGGAUCCACCUUGAGCUGUUCGCCACGGGUGACGUCCAGUAACAAGGGUGGCAAACAAUUUUUUGCGUUACUGUGUGUGUUUGUGUGCGCUUGCGUGGUGCACGUUGUCUUUUAUCAUGUCUCUGUGUUCUCCGGAGGCUAUAGAAGGAGAGAUGCAGGGACUAUACGGAGCCAGGAACGAACAGUGUAUUUGUCGGUGCGGGUUUAGUUUGGCGCAGGGGAGUUGUAAUUCUUUUUUCUUCUUCUUUUAUUUAUGGGCAACUCUUAGAAAGAUAAAUCUGUAGGCCUUUACUGGGAAAUCAGGAACUUGCUUCUUUUGCCGCUCUCUCCACACAUGGAGCUAUUCACGGGGGCAAAGACGAACUUGCUCACG